Diospyros lotus (date-plum) is the source of this 1775-nucleotide messenger RNA. RefSeq names its product biotin--protein ligase 2-like. The transcript is spliced from 10 exons. Bases 92 to 1204 code for a protein of 370 amino acids. Gene Ontology annotation, molecular function: biotin--[biotin carboxyl-carrier protein] ligase activity. The record is from RefSeq and is a predicted model, not a curated record. Gene Ontology annotation, biological process: protein modification process. Lineage: Eukaryota; Viridiplantae; Streptophyta; Magnoliopsida; Ericales; Ebenaceae. Gene Ontology annotation, cellular component: cytoplasm.
GGAGGGGUGUAUGUGCAAUUAACCCAAGUACACAUUGCACAACCGGGGCCAAAGUUCCAGGGCCUACUGGUUCGAGGAGUUCAGCCUUUCCAUGGUUGGUUGCUUCUUUGGCGAUGGAGGAUUUGCAGAGAGCGCUAUCUGUACGAGUUUAACAGUUUCAACUCUCCCAGAUAAAGGCCGCUGUCUCUUAACCUUAAGAGAUUUCUCUCCAGCUAUGGAUUCCCUGUCACCUUGCCUUAUGGUACUAUGCGGAAAGUCAUUUAGCGAGAAGGAAUUGGCUAAAUCUUUGAAGGACAGUAACACUUUGAAGCUUCCUGAAGAUGCAGCAGUUUCUAUUCUGUUACACUCAGAGACUGAACAGGCCUUUGAUGGGGAGAGUUUUCGUAUCAAUUCAUUAUUCAAUUCUCUUUCAACUACUUGCUUUGGAAGGCUCCUGAUUUGGUCCCCACGUUUGCCGUCAACACAUGACAUUGUUUCCCAAAAUUUCUGUGAGCUUCCAAUUGGUGCUGCUUGUGUUGCUGAUGUUCAGUUCAAAGGCCGAGGUCGGUUAAAAAAUGUAUGGGAAUCUCCCAAGGGUUGCCUUCUGUUUUCAUUUACAAUCCAGAUGGAUGAUGGGCGAGUGGUGCCUCUUCUACAGUAUGUAGUGUCUCUUGCCAUGACAGAGGCAAUAAAGGAUGUUUGCUGCAAAAAUGGCAUACCACAUCUUGAUGUUAGAAUAAAGUGGCCGAAUGACUUGUACUUAAAUGGCCUUAAAGUGGGAGGCAUUUUGUGCACAUCAACCUAUAAAUCCAAGAAGUUUAAUGUCAGUGCUGGAAUAGGGUUGAAUAUUGAUAAUGAGAAACCUACAACAUGCUUGAAUGCAGUGCUGCAAAAGUACACGCCUGCUGAUUACCAACUAAAGAGAGAAGAAAUUCUUGCAGCAUUUUUUAAUAAAUUUGAGAAUCUUUUUGAUCUUUUUGUCAAAAGAGGAUUUCAGUCUCUUGAGGAGCUGUACUACAACACCUGGUUACAUAGUGGACAGAGAGUGAGCGUGCAGGAAAAGAAUGAGGAUCAAUCUUUAGAAAAAGUAGUUACCAUUCAGGGUUUAACGUCCUCAGGUUUUUUAUUAGCUGUUGGUGAAGAUGGUCAAAUGUGUGAGCUUCAUCCAGAUGGCAAUAGUUUUGACUUCUUCAAAGGACUGGUGAAGAGAAAAACGACAUAUUGAUCAAACAAAAGUGAGAAGAAAAUCGGCAUAUCCUAGAUUGUGGUGCAGCCCCAGCAUCUUCUUGCAGAAACAAUCAUCCUGGACAACCCAGUCAAAUGAGAUCUUGGUUGUCUCUUUUGAGUAGAUGCAGUAUUUCACAUAAUUGCAAAUAGAAAAAUGGAACAUUUUAUCCGUAUAUCCAUCGACCGAAGAUGGACCAUGAUCCCUUUAAAGUUUCUGGUCAAUUAAAGAUCUCUGUCUGUUGAUUGCCAGCUAUGAGACAUUGCUUUCCUCUUUCUUAACACUCCAAGAAUCAUUUUGAUCGCAAGAUCAAUGAUUGAUUUGAUAUGCCUAGUUUGCAGCUGAAAGAUGAUUAGGUCAAAAUAUUAGCUGUUAUUGACCAACCAAUCAUAACCUAGGUGCCCCUAGCAUCAAGCUCCAGGCAUUUCAUUUUCCCCACCCCACCGAAGUUGUCAUAUGUUUGGGUCUGGAGAUAGACUUUUAUGUGUUGCCUUUUAUUCCUGUUGAUUUGUUCAAUUAUGCAGGUCCAGAAUAUUCCUAUCUAAGCAACACAUUAUCAAACUUGAGCUGG